Messenger RNA from Eleginops maclovinus (Patagonian blennie), 1995 nucleotides. RefSeq names its product coiled-coil domain-containing protein 30. NCBI's taxonomy places the organism in Eukaryota, Metazoa, Chordata, Actinopteri, Perciformes, Eleginopidae. The transcript is spliced from 15 exons. The record is from RefSeq and is a predicted model, not a curated record. The coding region runs from base 319 to 1719 and encodes 466 amino acids.
UCCUUACAACAAGUAGUACAGAACCUCGUAUCACCACCGCUUACUGCAACCAGAGAGAAAGAUCAUUUUUACUGUUUAUAUUCCUUCAGUCUCAGCCCACAUCAGCUUUCCUCUCCUUUUCGCUGGUUUUGAGUAGAAUGAUCUGUUUAUGAAACCCCAAAGUAUGUGGGGAGUGUAGGGAUUGCGUUACUGUUUGCUACGUAUCGUUGAUUUUCGGAGUUCGGAGUAGAGGUCGGACUUUUCCGGAAAACGAAAAACAUUUAAGGCUGAAUUUGGAAUUUAAACUACGAUCGACAGUUGUUUUACAUCGCAAGACAAAUGGAUCAACCAGAGGAGGAGAUGGAGCAGAUCGCCACAUGGUUAAGGGAGGAGGGACUCACUCCUGACUCUGCAGAGGCUCAGCUGUGUUUGCUAUGGAGUGCCCUCCAGCGCACAAGAAGCCAUCUGAACAGUGUGACAUGGGACCUGGACACUCAGCGCUCACAACACUUAGCAGAGAUGGCAGAGGUACACAAGUCCUUGGAGCAGAUCCGAAUCUUUACAGAGCACAAAGAUGUUUUGGCGCAUGAGAUACAAGAUGAAAAUGAUCAACUUAAGGACCAGAUGCAACGCCUAAUAUCCCUUCAAGAUUCCCAGAUUAGCGAGGUGGCUAAGAUGCUGUACCAGCAGGGUCUCACAGAACUGAUUCACAGCAGCCCCAGUGAACAGGUGGCCUACCUCCUGGUGGAGAGAGCCUCCUUACUUGAGACGAGUGAGGGUCCUAGCAAUCUGAUGGGUAAUGGAAACAUACCCAGCCCACUGGGGAUCGAAGCGCAGCCACUGAACACCAGUGCACACCAGGGGGCAACUCGUCACAGCCAGAGCCCAUGGAAGAGACUGUUUGGACUCCACAGAGCUGCUCAAAGGAAACAUGCUUUUAUCCCUGCUGAGGCCAGACAUUUGGCUGGCCAGGCAAGCAGUUUGGACAGGGAGUGUUCCCGUCUGGAGCGGGACCUGGAAGAAGGCUCCCGCCGUCUGGCCAUGGCCCACAAUGAGAUCCGACGCUUGACUGAUGAGCUGGAGUCGGCUCAUUUGACCCAAAGAGCUUAUGAGCCUGAGCUUCAGGCAGCCCAGCAGGAGGUAGAGCAGCUGAGACAGGAAGUACAAAAACUGAAGAAAUGUGAAAUGGUGGAACUGCGAAAGGCCAAAGAGCUGAAUGAUCGUCUGGACCUUGAGAUCAGAGCACUGAGGACUCGGGUACGCACUCUGGAUGCUGAGAAAAACUCUUUACAGCAGACGGUGGUGUCUCUGCAGAGGGAGGAGGAGCGGCUGGACUCAGCACUACAGGAGCAACAGCAGGGGCAGGUCAACCAGGGUAAUGAGUUAGCUAAAGUGUUGCUUCUGCAGAGGGAGGUAAAGCGGCUGGAGUCAACCCUGCAGGAGCAUCAGCAAGCUGAGCAGGCUCAGAUCAACCAGGCUAAAGAGUUGGCUGAAGCAACUACAUUAAAUCUGAGCAAAGAGUUCAGCAGAGAUUUACGAGAUGAGCUCUGCGCCCAGUCGAGAUGCCUUUUGGAGGAGUCAGAAAUACUUUCCCUCAAACAGCAGCUGGAAACGUCUCAAAAUGAACUGGAUAACCUUAUUGCUGCCGUCUGCACCAAAGAAAACAAUCUUCAGAAGCAAAAGCUGGGUGAGCAAAAAGAGACGAUACACCGCACUUUGAAAACACUGACUGUCAGGUGAAAGAUGAUAAAGAACUACAGACACAAAAACAGCAGCUGCACAACAAGGAAAACACACUGCUUAAGGAGUCUCUAGAUAUUCAAGACACAGUGAAGACUCUGUUGGACAGGCGAGAGGAGUGCGAGAACCUCAAGAAGGAGAUCUGUGAAACCCUGAAACGCCUUGACAAAGAGCGGAGUAAAAAACAUGAAAUGAAGGAAAAGCACAAGGUGAAAUUGUUUCAAGCCAAACAGACACGUGAUCAUGAAACCAUGUGGCGUGACGAGAAGAUAAAAA